Molecule: messenger RNA, 1401 nt
Organism: Hydra vulgaris (swiftwater hydra)
Lineage: Eukaryota; Metazoa; Cnidaria; Hydrozoa; Anthoathecata; Hydridae
Source: RefSeq, a predicted model, not a curated record
AUGGUAAAAUUUUGUGCUGUGUUUGGAUGUUCAAAUCGUGAAAAGGGUAAAUCUUUUUUUCGUUUAACAAAAUUAGUUUGCAAUCAAGGCGAUGAUGGUAAGAUUUUAUCAAAGGAACGUAGAGAAAAAUGGAUAAAUGCCAUAAACAGAGUUGGUAACUAUCCUGAUGUCCUCUACACUCGAAUUUGCAAUGAUCAUUUUAUUACAGGAAAACCUGCUUCUCUUUUCUCACAGAAUGAUCCUGAUUGGGUUCCAUCCUUAAAUCUGGGACACAAAAAGUUUAAAUUUGACGUUGAGAAACCUAGAGAAAGAUACUUACGACACAAAAAUCGUUCAUUGUUAACAAGUCAAAAUGAUUCUAUGUCUUGUAGAAAUAGCACCACUAAUUUAAACCCUUCUGAUGAUUCAAUUGUAGAUUUUCAAAAAGAGAAUUUUAAAAGUAGUGAAUCAAAUGUCUCAGAAAGUGUUACAAUAGAUUACGAAAACUUGGUAGAUGUGAGUGUUCAAACAGAUAUGACUGUCAAAAAUAUCAAUCAAAUAGAAACUGAGUUUAUAUACAAAAACAAACUUAAUUACGAUUUGCGUGUAAAUUUAGUCAAACUCCACGUGGGAACUAUUGAAUGGUUUAAUACAGAUUCAAAAGUAACAUUUUACACUGGGUUGCCAAAUUUGAAAAUUUUAUGUUGUUUAUUUAACUUUUUAAAGCCUCUUAUAACUGAAAAUGAGAACUCUGUUUUAUCGUACUUUGAAGAAUUUUCGUUGACGCUUAUGAGAUUGCGUUUAAAUCUAUCUAUUAGAGACCUUGCUUACAGAUUUGAAAUUUCAAAAUCGACUUCAUCAAAAGUAUUUUUAAGAUGGAUUGACAUUAUGUACUUUAGAAUGAAACAUUUAAUUAAAUGGCCUGCUCGCAAUGAGCUUAUAGAAACUAUGCCUUUAUGCUUCAGAAAAUAUUUUGAAACAAAAGUGGCUGUGAUAAUUGAUUGCUUUGAAAUAUUCAUAAAUAAACCAUCUAAUUUAUGCGCAAGAGCAGCAACUUGGUCACAGUACAAACAUCACAAUACUGUUAAAUUCUUAUUAGGUGUAAGCCCACAAGCUGAUAGAGGUUUUAACAAUGCUGAGAGUGUUGGCUUUUAUUGUGGGGAGCUAAAGAUUCCAGGAUUUACGAAAGGAAAGUUAAAAUUAACUUGUUCAGAUGUAGAAACAACCCGGAAAAUUGCCUCUGUUCGAGUACACGUUGAGAGAGUUAUUGGAUUGUUACGUAACAAAUAUAAAGUUCUGCAAAGUAUUAUGCCAUUAGAUUACUUAUAUACUAAAGAUUCUGGAUUAUGCACAAUAGACAAAAUUGUUAUUGUUUGUUCUUCUUUGAUAAAUAUAUGUGAUUCAAUUAUUCCUGUGGAAUAG